GAAGUUGUGGAUGUUGGCCCUGAAGUAAACUCCUUAAAGCAGGGUGACAAGGUUGUCUCCCUCCUAAACAUCAUGACUGCAGGAGGGCUAGCAGAGUAUGCCGUCGCAUCUACGAACCUCACAACCAUCCUCCCUCCCACAAUUCCUCCAGAUGAAGCCGCUGGCCUGCCUGCCGCCGCCCUCACAGCCCUCCAAGCUCUUCGUUACGCCGGCGUCGAACGGGGACGUCCAAACCAACAACCCAAAAACAUAUUGAUCACCGCCGCAUCCGGCGGUGUUGGCCAAUUUGCCACUCAGCUGGCAAAGCUAGCCAACCUCCAUGUUACCGCCACUUGCGGGGCUCGCAACAUUGACCUUGUCAGGAGCCUGGGCGCCGAUGAGGUGCUGGACUACAAGACUCCAGAGGGUGCCAGUCUGACAAGCCCAUCAGAGAAGAAGUAUGAUGCUGUGAUCCAUUGCGCAACCGGCAUUUCCUGGUCAGCAUUCGAGCCGAACCUUGCGGAGAAAGGGAAGGUGAUAGAUAUAACUCCUACGAUGAAGGUGAUGAUGGCUUCACUUUUGCAGAAACUUACCUUCUCUAAGAAGCAGAUUGUGCCACUUUGGCUUUCGCCGGAAGGGAAGGACUUGAGCUUCAUUGUGGGACUGGUUGGGGAAGGCAAGCUGAGAACGGUGAUUGACUCGCGGUAUCCAUUGGAGAAGGCUGAGGAGGCCUGGGCGAAGAGCAUGGCUGGGCAUGCCACUGGGAAGAUUAUUGUUGAGAUGAGAUGAGAAGCAGCAGCUAGAUGGCCUGUAUGUUGCAGUGAUGUUACUUCCAGAGUUGAAUAUUUGGUAAAUAAUGUUAUGCUACUUUGUUUAAAUUGUAAAACUUUGGUGAAUUUCAAUGUUUCAAUUGGCUCCUUUACAUGUACAUAAUUAUUUGUAUGUAUUAUUUUCUACAUUGCAUUUUA
This is a messenger RNA of Dendrobium catenatum, 947 nucleotides long. RefSeq names its product chloroplast envelope quinone oxidoreductase homolog. Lineage: Eukaryota; Viridiplantae; Streptophyta; Magnoliopsida; Asparagales; Orchidaceae. Gene Ontology annotation, molecular function: oxidoreductase activity. The transcript is spliced from 2 exons. The coding region runs from base 73 to 768 and encodes 231 amino acids. The record is from RefSeq and is a predicted model, not a curated record.